Molecule: messenger RNA, 5700 nt
Organism: Cynoglossus semilaevis (tongue sole)
Lineage: Eukaryota; Metazoa; Chordata; Actinopteri; Pleuronectiformes; Cynoglossidae
Gene: ppm1bb
Product: protein phosphatase, Mg2+/Mn2+ dependent, 1Bb
Exons: 6
Coding region: 541-2019 (492 amino acids)
Biological process (GO): protein dephosphorylation
Molecular function (GO): manganese ion binding; protein serine/threonine phosphatase activity; magnesium ion binding
Source: RefSeq, a predicted model, not a curated record
UAUCGUACCAAACCAAUCGGAGUGCAGUUGAGGACAGGGGCAGAGCUAAUUGACAAAUGAUACAGCCAACUAAGCGACAUGUAGUCUGGACGCUGCAGCCAAUCGGCGAGCAUGUGCCAAAAAUAACACCUCCUCUUGUUCAGCACCCAAAGUCGAAGGAUAGCUCUGGCCUUUCAAUGGAAGAAAGUGCGAGAUUUGUCAGUGUUGUCUAAUAUAACCAAUUCUCAGUGUUCGCAUUUGCUGAGAAGCGACCGAAUUAGUCUUCGCCUAACGUGAAAGACAGACCUGACGUCCAACAUGCGUAAAAAUCAACGCCGUCCAAGCAGGGAACCACCGAGAAAGGAAUUAUCGCCGCUCAUCUGAGGCCAAUCUCCAUUAUUUUUUUUUUUAUCAAAUAAGGAAACAUAACAGGGCUAGUCGGCUAACGUUAGCGGCUUAUAUUAUCAGGUUAACGACAAAUCACUACCAGAAGGCAGAAUCCACAACAUAACCAAGAUUGGAUCUACAUUUGCACAGAAGCAGGAAAACCUAUAGGCAGAAAUGGGUGCAUUCCUGGACAAGCCGAAGACGGAGAAACACAGCGCCCACGGUGAGGGCAAUGGACUGCGAUAUGGCCUGAGCUCCAUGCAGGGCUGGCGGGUGGAGAUGGAGGAUGCCCACACAGCUGUGGUGGGUCUCCCCCAUGGACUCACUGACUGGUCUUUCUUCGCCGUCUACGAUGGCCAUGCGGGCUCCAGGGUGGCUAACUAUUGCUCUGGUCACCUGCUGGAGCACAUCCUGUCAGGAGGCAGCGACUUUGGUUCAGGACCAUGUUCAGUAGAGGGUGUGAAAGAUGGCAUCCGCUCGGGUUUCCUGAACAUUGACGAGUACAUGCGCAGCUUCAGUGAUCUGCGGCAGGGCUUGGACCGCAGCGGAUCAACAGCUGUGUGCGUGUUGCUUAGCCCGACCCACCUCUACUUCAUUAACUGCGGCGACUCUCGAGCAGUGCUGAGUCGAGCUGGCAAGGUGGGUUUCUCCACACAGGACCACAAGCCCUGCAACCCCCUUGAAAAAGAGCGGAUCCAGAACGCUGGUGGCUCAGUCAUGAUCCAGAGGGUAAACGGCUCCUUGGCUGUGUCUCGGGCUCUUGGGGACUAUGACUACAAAUGUGUGGAUGGUAAGGGCCCGACGGAGCAGCUGGUGAGCCCUGAGCCUGAGGUAUGUGUGUUGGAACGAACUGUUGAAGGAGAUGAGUUUGUGGUGCUAGCGUGUGAUGGCAUCUGGGACGUGAUGUCUAAUGAGGAGCUGUGCGAGUUUGUCCGCUCACGACUCCUGGUGUGUGAUGAUCUUGAAAAGGUCUGCAACUCGGUGGUGGACACCUGCUUGCAUAAGGGGAGCAGGGACAACAUGAGUGUGGUGCUGGUGUGUCUACCUGGAGCUCCCAAGGUUUCGGAGGAGGCUGUGAAGAAAGAAGAGGAAUUGGACAAAUACCUGGAGAGCCGCGUCGAGGAGCUACUUGCCAAUUGUGGGGAGGCUGGAGUACCUGACCUGGUGUCUGUCCUGAGGAGUAUUGCCACAGAGAACAUCCCCAACCUUCCACCUGGGGGCGGCCUGCCCAGCAAACGCAGCGUGAUUGAGGCAGUGUACAACAAACUGAACCCUCACAGAGAAGAAGAAGGCAGUCUGACCCCUGGCGUGUCACCUCAGGCCUCUGCGGGGGGAGAGGAGGAGAAUGAGGAGGGAGGUGGCAGCGCGGCGGCUCAUCUGCUGGAGGCUCUGCGGCAAUUCCGCCUCCACCACCGGGGGCAGUACCGUGCGGUGCUGGAGGAGUCCCUGGCCACGUACAGCACACAGCGGGGGGAGAGCGCUGCCAGGGGAAAAGGGGAGCAAGGGACGACUCCUGACAACAAUGGCAAAGCUGGCCGGGAGCAGUCUGCCUCCCAUCCCUCUCCCCCCUCGUCCCUGCCCUCACCUGCCACAGCAAAGCCCGAGGGCAUCCUAGAUGUACCAGUUCCUGAAACCAACUCCUUCUCUGGCUGAAUAUCCCACCUGCAUAGCCACCCACCCACCCACCCACCUUCCUGUCUAAUCCCAGAGCUCCAGUCUACUGUGCUGAGACAACCCCCUCCUUCUGCCCCCGCUCCUCUGUCCCUCAUCACAGAACUUGAUCUGACACAAUUGCCAGUUUCGGCUUUGUGGUUGCCUGGCACUAAUGCUUCAUUGCCAGACAAUCACCUCUGUUCAUUCAAGUUCUGUUGUCGAGUCUGGUACAAAAAAAAAUAACAAGACUUGGAUUUGCUAAUGUGUUUUUCCCACCUUCUUUUGACCAACCUUAGCCUAAAUUCCACAAACAUGCACUUUUACAACUUGAGCACAGAGACCCAUGUUAUAAGAAUAAGGCACAUUAUUAUUAUUAUUAGAUUUACUGCUAAGUGUAAAAGUGGUGUGUGAAUGGGGGAAAAAAAACCAACAGUGGUCAUUGUUGGCUUCUGGCUGAAACCCCUCCCACAACCUUCCCUUAACAUGUGCUUACAGUGGAAGAACUGACAAAGAAAAUGAGAAGGGGACACUCUGUACUGCAGCUGUGUCUGCAGGCCGACUCCAUCCACUCACUCGGAACACGCUCUUUAGUCUGUAUCUAUGUAGGUAUGCUUGAUUGUGUGUGUGUGUCUGUGUGUGAGUUUUUAGAGACCGGUCACCUCUGAAAGAUCCUCUGUAACUUUAACCGAGUAUAAUUCCAUAGGCUGUCAUUUGUUUUUCAGCUCACUCGGCUAAGGCUCUUUGUGGGACUUUGACCACAGAUGAAUAUGUGGGAGGGUGGACAAUUGUACUACUUGCUUCUAUCAACCACCUGGGUUGAUCAUUUUCUUUUCAGAUAUAUGCCCAAUAAAACUAAAACACAAUAAAGACUAUGCAAGCAGAUUGUUCACAAAAUGAACAUAAAAGGUUGCUCUGUUGGGCAGCAUUAGAUUAUAGUUGGUUAGCCAACAGCUUCAUUAAUUAACUUUGUUAAUUUUCUUUCAAAUCAAGCUUAGAGAGGUAAUGCUGCCAUUAUGACACAUCACUGUUGUCAGAGGGAUGCUAAGUGCUGUCAGUGUGAAAAUAGUUGACAAAAUUUGCUUCAACAUAGACCAAGUUCUCUUACUGUUUAUGACGUAUGAAAGAACCUUGAGACACUCAUAAGGAGGCCGGUUCUACGCCACAUUAGUGACUGUUCUGAUUUGUCAUAAUAUUUGUUAUGACUUGAAGUACGGUAGAGUAAACAACGUUUUAAGGCCUCCUUGUUUGUACAUCUAUGGUUUAGUGCCAUGAAAUGUCUACAAAGUCUACAGGUGAAGAUGUAACCCGACCGGUUAAAGCAGAAGAUUUGAACAGAUUUCAAUUUUAUACAGAAUGAAUGUGAGGGUGACAGACACAGUGGCGUCUUUUAGACUCAAGUUCAUAUUACAUAGCACUUGUCAUGAUAUUCUGAGCAUCAGAAAAGGCAAACUUGGUCGACCAUUGUAAACCGUUUGCUUUGAUGUAACUUAUAAAAACCAACUUGGUCUACGUUUAAACAUAUUUUCCUUCUUCGCCACUUGCAGCACUUAAUGACCUUUAAUGCAACUGUUUAUGUUUGAAACUAAAAGAUGUGUCCCUUAAAUCCUACCAAUGUGUUGUUUAUUAUUUGUGUCAAGAAAGACUAUGUUAAAGAAUGGGGGGGGAAAAAGAGCCUGAGAAGGUUAGAGCAAAAGAUCACCACGUGAGGACCUUUGUCAGUGCGAUAGGGGAAGAAGAUAGAUCUAUUAUCAGUAUUUUACUCUCUUAAUGUCAAAGUCCUGUCUUUUUUGAGACCAGCUAUUGCUUUACUACCAUCAUAAUUAUUACGAUGGCAAACAAUAAAAUAUAACACGUGUUGUAAUCUGACUGACAUUUUUGUCAUCAGAGCACGUUGAGAAAAAAGAAAAAAAAAACUUGUGUGGCUACAUCUGACAAGUAACAUAUUUUAUUUGCACUGAGGUGGGAAAUUAAACAUAAGUACUAUUCAGAUUUUCCCCCAAAGAGAAAUUGUGCUACAUGCACAUUGCUAAUAUACUAUGUAUCUCAUCUGGGCAUGUUUUUCGUAGUAGCAGAUGAGUAGACUGUAUGAUAAAUGGAUGUAGAUCUAUGGUCCCAUAAUGGACAAAGCCAGUCUCCCUACGUAUGAAAUGGGAUUUAAGACUAAGAUUUAGUAUCUGGUUUUCUUCAGUAAAGUGUAAAAACGCAAGCUUUGGGGGUAACAAUGAAAUUCAGGUUAAACUGCAGUCAAAUGGGAUCGAGUGUCCAUCAGUGGCUUUGUUGCCAAUGACAUCAGUGAAUGUCUUGAAGGCCUGCUGUUGUUGUACAGACCAGCUGACAUUACCUGAUGAUGUGUGUCAUGCUCAUCAUCAAAAUCCAUCUAAUAAAAUUCUUUAUAAAUGUAAUAUUUUGACAAAGGCCUAAAACUAACUAUUAAAACAGCUAAAUAUUGACAGAAAAGUUCAGUUUCCUUUAGGGAAAACCUUGCUUAGGCAAUUCACCAUAAUUACAAACUGCACUUUUAUUGCUUAAUAAUAAAUAUUUAUCUCAAUGGGUCACUAAAUGGACAGCAAGAAUAAAACAAAAUAUUAAAUCCAGCUGUUUUUCCACUGCUCCCAAGUUCCUAAAAUCCCCUGCCAUGUUAGCAUUAGUUAACCUGUUGACCUCAUCCAAAGCCUAUGCCUUAAUAAACCUAACAAGCACUGAAGUGAAUGUAUUUCAUGUAGAAUAAUUGUGUUAUUAGUUACCAAAGAUUAAAAAUAUAUAUAAUGAAGUGGGCACAGUUCAUGCUUCCAGUCAGAAGUGUUGACUGUCACACAGACUUAAUACAAAAGGUCAAAAUAGAUCUAUUGAAAAUGUUCAUCAGGAGACAAGUUCAAACUUUUUUGGUGGACGUUUAAAUCAAAACACACUGCUGAAGCAGCUUCCCUGUUCACGGCAGGCAGAGGGAGACUGUACAAGUCUUCCACUGCUGCAUGCAGCACUCUUACAGUAUCUGAUGCACUUAAGUGUAAUGCGAGGAAGUCAGAGAUCUAUGCGGUGUGUGUGUGUGCGCCUGUGUGUGUGACAGUUUGUGUUUUAUGAAUUUGUAUAGAAUUAAGUAGGCCUAAUCAGCCUAAAAUGUUAAAUGAACCAAUAAAAUUGAUUUUAGUUCCAGGGACAUCACUCUGUAUCAAGUGUGAGUACUUUUGUCUCUAUUGGCUUCACAGUUCAUUUGCCUUUGAAUCCUGUUCCAAUUUAAAUAAACCCACAGAAAUUGGAGUAGAAAUGGAUGUUAUAUGUGAUGGACGAUAAUCUGACUGGAGUGUUUUACAGUGUAGUUUUCUCUGUGUUCCUGUGUCUCGACUUCAGCACAGUGUCAUUCCUGUCCCUUGACUUUAUGUCAGAUGUCAGCCGCUACAAGGCAUUCUAAUUGUAACCCACUUCAAAAUGGUAACAAACAUCAGCUUUAGGACGUGUCAGACAUAAUUAACAGCUGCUGCUUCCUGGCUCCUUCUGCUAGUGAUAAGCGUGAGGGAAGGUGUGCAGUCUUGUAGGGACGUUCUCUCCCUCUCUCUCCCCUGUUUUUCAGUGUGACAGUUGGCCUCAUGAUUCUCCCUGAGGUGAGUCAUCAGAGGUCUGGGUUUUGUUCUUUUCAACCAGCAGGGGGAAUCUCACCACCAUUUACCAUUUUCCAUUCAUUGU